Molecule: messenger RNA, 585 nt
Organism: Entrophospora sp. SA101
Lineage: Eukaryota; Fungi; Glomeromycota; Glomeromycetes; Entrophosporales; Entrophosporaceae
Source: the annotation of a GenBank genome assembly
AUGAUUAAAACAUCAUCUUUAUAUUUACUUCCCAGGUUUAAAUAUGAAUCCGAAGAUGUCAACAUAGGUAAAUUUGUUCCUCUUCUUCUUGUUGGUUUAAUAGGUUAUAUUGAUCUUUUAAUGAAUUUAAAAUUUUGGCCGCCAAAUGUCAAUAAAUUAACUUAUCGGUCCAUUUUACUUAAUUUGGAUACAAACUUCAUGAAUAACUCAAUUACAAAAACAUGGACUCAACAUCUUUCUUCUUCUUCAUCGAUAGUAGAAUCUAAUUCAAGACAAGAUGCAUCUGUAGAAACCGCAACCACAUCACCCGUCUCUUUGCAAUCUAAUGCUUUAAACUCACAAAACAAACAAGGAGAACACGCUGAUGAGAAUGGAAUUAAAAGAAAAAAAUCAAAGUAUACAAAAGAAUCAAAGAAAAAAGUUAAAUUAGUUACAGAGUUUAAGACAAGUUUACCUAAUGCACGAUUAUCUGAUUUGGGUGGAAUUGAUUCUUGUAUCGAAGAAGUAUUGGAGCUGAUUGCCAUGCCAUUAGCUCAUCCUGAAAUAUAUUUGCAUACCGGUGUUCAGCCACCAAGGGUAGAGUAA